GGUCGCGGCGCGGCCGGCGCCCGUCUCCUCGGUGACCGGGGCCGCCGGCGGCUCCCGAGGCGGAACGGGGAGCGCUGGGACGGAGCCCGCGCGCCUUGUUCUGCUUCAUUCCCUUCACACCUUCAAAAUUUACAAUGGAUGUGGCAGAGGGUCCUCUUCAUAGACCACAGCCUGAUUCGUCCCAAGCAUAAGUCCAUCUGUGCAAUGACCAGGGCACUUGUCUUGUGGAAAAAAUGAAUGAUCAAGUAAUUAAGAUGAUCAAUACAUAUGUAUGAGUGGAGCAAACUAAGAUUACACAGGAUUUCAUCAGAUGAAGAAAUUGGAACUUCUUUCCUAUUAUCUCCUGACACAAUGAACAAGAAUGAUUUGGACUAAUUAGGAGAUCUUCCAGUUUCAGAAAAUAACCACAAUGUAUAGACCAGGGGAAACAGUUAAACGUCGUCUUAAUGUGCAUGCUCCUCCUCGAAUAAGAAGUGUAGAAGUUGCUAGAGGAAGAGCUGGCUAUGGGUUUACCCUUUCUGGGCAAGCCCCUUGUAUUCUUAGUUGUGUUAUGAAAGGAAGCCCUGCAGAUUAUGUGGGACUUAAAGCUGGAGAUCAGAUAUUUGCCGUUAAUGAUAUUAAUGUAAAAAAGGCGUCUCAUGAAGAUGUGGUGAAACUAAUAGGAAAAUGUUCUGGAGUCCUACACAUGGUGAUUGCUGAAGGUAUUAGUCACAUAGACUCCUGCUCAAGUGAUGAAGAAGUUGGUUUUUAUGAUGGGAAAGGGUGGCUGAAGCCAAAGCCUGAUUCUAAAGCCUUAGGCAUAAAUAGAGCAGAAAAGGUUGUUGAAGAAAUGCAAUCUGGUGGAAUUUUCAACAUGAUCUUUGAAAAUCCUAGUCUUUGUGCUGGGAAUACAGAAAACUCUAUGCCAAAACAAAGAUCCCUUUCAGAGUCUGCUGCUGCUAUAUUUGAAACUGGAACUGAAGGUGUAAGUCUCAAUCCAAAUCAACUUUCUAAAGAAGAAAUAUCCAAAGUGUUGCAUGAUGAUUCAGUUUUCCGAAUUGGACUAGAGAAUCCAGAGGAUUUUGGAUUAGAUGCAAGUAUUUUAAAUGUUGCCAUGGUGGUAGGCUACCUAGGCUCAAUUGAACUGCCUUCAACAACUGCAAAUCUGGAAAGUGACAGUUUGCAGGCUAUUCGUGGAUGUAUGAGACGUCUUCGGGCAGAACAGAAAAUCCAUUCUUUGGUGAUGAUGAAGAUUAUGCAUGACUGCAUUCAGCUCUGCAGUGAUAAAUCUGGUAUAGUGGCAGAGUAUCCUGCAGAGAAGCUCGCAUUCAGUGCGGUGUGCCCUGAUGAUAGGAGAUUUUUUGGGCUAGUUACAAUGCAGAGCAGUGAUGAUGCAAGCUUGGCUCAGGAAGAUGAAGGAGUUCUAAGGACAUCUUGUCACGUGUUUAUGGUAGAUCCAGAAUUAUUUCAUCAUAAAAUUCAUCAGGGUAUAGCAAGACGUUUUGGACUAGAAUGUACAGCAGAUCCAGACACAAAUGGCUGUUUAGAAUUUCCAACAUCAUCUUUACCUGUUCUUCAGUUUAUCUCUGUCCUCUAUAGGGACAUGGGGGAGUUGAUUGAGGGAAUGAGAGCCAGGGCUUUUCUUGAUGGUGAUAUAGAUGCCCAUCAGAAUAAUAGUACAAGCAGUAACAGUGACAGUGGCAUUGGAAACUUUAACCAAGAAGAAAAAAGCAACAGAGUUUUGGUGGUUGAUUUAGGGAGCAAUCCAAGUAAACAUAUUCCUAAUAGCAUAUGGGAAAAUCCAGGAGGAAGAGGGCAAAAUCAAUCUGCUGUCCAUUGGAAUGGCUUCUGUCAUGAGCAAGAAGGAAACGCUCCUUUAGAAGUAAUUCAGAAUGAUAAACCACAAAAUUUAAGCAAGCACUUGAGUCCUGCAGCUCGUAUAGAAGUUCCACUAGUUUCUUCCCGAAAUUCAGUGCCACCCUCCAAGAAAAGUACUAUGGGCAUGGGCAAUCAAAGAUGGUUGCCUGUUCAUGUUUUACAAGAUUGGCAGCAUGGAAAUGCCAGUGACCAGGAGUCUUAUACAGAUUCUACAGAUGGCUGGUCCAGUGUUAACUGUGGGACUCUUCCCCCACCAAUGAAUAAGAUUCCAGCUGACAGAUACAGAGUCGAUGGCAGCUUUGGUCAGCCCCAGUUAAAAUCUCACAAAAAUGAAUGGUCUAAGAAAGUGUUUUGCAUGCAAAACAAGUUUGGCCCACAGCACAAUGUUAGAAAGUCUAAAGAAGAAAAAAAGGGCGCAAAGUUUGGGCAUUCAGUUGGAUUACCUCAGGCCCCUCAACGGUCUUCUGUUCGGAGAUCAUUUGGAAGAUCUAAGCGAUUUAGCAUUACCCGUUCACUGGAUGAUCUUGAGUCUGCAACUGUGUCUGAUGGAGAGCUGAACAGUACUGAUUUAAAGGACUGCAUCAGUGAGAAUAGCCUCAGUAGCAAUGCUAGUCUUCCUAGUGUGCAGAGCUGUCGGCGACUUCGUGAAAGAAGAGUUGCAAGCUGGGCUGUUUCAUUUGAACGUCUUCUUCAAGAUCCACUUGGCAUUAAAUAUUUUUCUGAAUUUUUACGGAAGGAGUUUAGUGAAGAAAACAUUUUAUUCUGGCAAGCCUGUGAAUAUUUUAACCAUGUUCCUGCACAUGACAAAAAAGAGCUUUCUUACAGAGCUCGAGAGAUCUUCAAUAAAUUUUUGUGCAGCAAAGCUACAACUCCAGUUAAUAUUGAUAGCCAAGCACAAUUGGCAGAUGAUAUUCUCAAUUCCCCACAUCCAGAUAUGUUCAAGGAACAGCAGCUUCAGAUUUUUAACCUGAUGAAGUUUGACAGCUAUACUCGCUUUCUGAAAUCCCCACUCUAUCAAGAAUGCAUUCUGGCUGAAGUAGAAGGUCGCCCUCUUCCUGAUCCACAGCGUGUUCCCAGCAGCCCUACUUCUAAACAUAGUUUCAGCUCAGAGCGGUCCAAUAUCUCCACACCAAAAAAGUUAAGUGGAAAAUCAAAGUCUGGAAGAUCCUUAAAUGAAGAAUCUGGAGAGGAAGAUGCUGAGAAGAAGAAAAAAGGAACAUUUUUCUCCUGGUCAAGAAGUAAGAGUCUGGGAAAAUCACAGAAGAAAAAAGAAAAUGGUGAUUACCAAAAUGAUUCUAUUCAGGCCAAUGGAUUAUCUUGCAGACGUGAAUCACAGGGCUCUAUGUCAUCAUCUGCAAGCCUUGAUCUGUCUGAAGCAUCUAGAAUACCUGCAUCUGUAUCUGAGAGAGAGAGAUCCUCAAAACACUGCUGUGUAAACCUUCCAGAUGGCUCAUCUUGUAAAAUGGUUGUCAAAUCAGGAUUCUCAAUAAAGGAGAUGUUAUCUGGUCUCUGUGAAAAACAUGGCAUUAACAUAGCUGCUGUAGACCUCUUUUUAGUUGGAGGAGAUAAGCCACUGGUAUUGCACCAAGACAGUAGCAUCCUGGAUUCUCGGGAUCUGCGUUUGGAAAAGCGUACUUUAUUUCGGCUGGAUCUUGUUCCAAUCAAUAGAUCAGUUGGUUUAAAGGCUAAACCUACAAAGCCAGUAACAGAAGUUCUACGGCCUGUGGUUGCAAAGUAUGGCUUAAAUCUUAAUGAACUUGUGGCAAGACUAAAUGGUGAGCAGGAGCCACUAGAUCUUGGCCUGCCUAUAUCUAAUCUGGAUGGUCAGCGGGUGGUACUAGAUGAAAAAGAGCCAACAAAGGGAAGAGUAUUCACAGAUAAACAAAAGGUCUCACCAGUUAAACAAAGUACAGCUAUAACAUCUGCUUCAAGAAGUCAAGCAUCUACAGGAGAGGGAAGAACGCUAGGAAAGUCUAAUUCUAUUAAAAUGAAAGGCGAAAAUGGAAAAAAUGCUAGGGAUGCCCGGCUAUCAAAGAGAGAAGAAUCUAUUGCAAAGAUUGGGAAAAAAAAAUAUCAGAAAAUUAAUUUGGAUGAAGCAGAGGAAUUUUUUGAUCUCAUAUCCAAAGCUCAGAGUAAUAGAGCAGACGACCAACGUGGGCUGCUAAGAAAAGAAGACCUUGUUCUGCCUGAUUUUCUUCGUUUACCCCUGGCUGGACCAGAGCCACCUUCUUCUACACCGAUAGGCCCUAAAGGCCUUAACAGGAGAAUUUCAAAAUAUGAUGGCCAGGACAAAUGUACAGGUGGAAAACUGGAGUCCAUACAAAACUAUAAUGAAAAUUCAAUUAAAAAAAUGGGUCAUUCAGAAAAUAAACAUAAAACUGCUUUGGCAACAGUUAACAGUCAGAAGACUUACAGCGUUCCUUUUAGUGCCCCGUUGUCUCCAAUUCCACAUGUGCAGGAAAACAACAGUACAACAGUAUGGAAAAGGCAGUCAAGAGAAUUGCAGGCUGAAGGCAUACAGAUGAUAGAUGAUGACAAUGUAGCGGACUUGACUCUCGUGGCUGAAGGAGACAUUAGCAGCCCCAACAGCACUUUAUUGCCACCACCAACACCACCGACAGACAUCAGUAAUCUCACAGAAGCCAACUACCCACCCCCGACUCCGCUGGCAGGUAAUCAGGAAAAACCUGGAUAUCAAAGAUCCAAUUCAGGUGUGAACCACAGAAAGAAAAAAGAUUCACUGGCGACUGCUGGACAUGUCUGUGAACAGAGCUCUCACAAAACAAAGACCAAUAGAAGCCUCAAACCCCCUGGUGCUAGGGAUAAUCACGCUGCAGAACUUCCUGUAAACAGAGUAAUUGACGUGGAUGGAGUUAAACUGGAAGACAACAUCACACAAUCUUGUGAUGAUUCAGAAGGGAACCUCAGCUUCGAAGGCUACAUCUCUGAACUGAGGUCUUGCCAGGGGAGGAUGCGGACAGGAGUUUAUAGGACAUCAGACCUCCCGUCUCUGAUUACUGUCAAGACUGAGAAAAACAAGGGUGCCGAGAAUCAAUACAAAGCCACUUUUGUUUAAUCUCAAUUUUUAAUGAAAGGUUCCAUUAUUUUUUGCCCGCUAGCAUUAGAGCUCUGCAUUAUGGGCAUGUUUCUGCAAGCUACAGGGUGUUUUCAAUUCCUAUUGGCUUCAGUGCAAGUGUAAGACAGUCAGCAUGUCUGGGAGCGGGGGGCUGCCUGUCUUUAUCUGUGUUAGACUCUGUAUAAUGAAGAGUGAUAUUUCAACAAAAGCAUCAGAAUAUUUAAUUUUAUCCUGUCAUUUAAAUAACUCUUUGAUGUUGUUUUAUAUGUCAUAGUUCCAUAGUUGGUGCUUUGACCAAAAUGGUGAGAUUAAGAUUCUCAUGGUUUAUGACCUCUCUUUAAGUGUCUUUGAUAAAGACAAACUCAUUUUAAGUUACCCAUCAAUUUUUUUUUUUUACUGAAGGUGGCUUCAGAUUUUCUUCUUGAUCUUAUCAUGUUCUUUCUUAACCUGCCAGAUUCCUACAGUGCUGCUAGAAUAGGACAUUGAAAACAAAGUGUACGUUAGUUAUCGGUUCAAAACUAUUAAGGCUUUUUGGGUUUUUUUCUGACAAAUCUUCCUGUCUGAUACCAUGUGAGAAGCAGUCUAAGGGGGAUUCAGUCUUGUUGCAAAGAUUAUCUGAACUGCUGUGUGCAAUCGGGCUUGCUUUACACAAGUAAGAAUUCAUGUUCAAGGCAGUUAGAGUGCCUUCAGUGCCUCGUACUGGUAUCAUGCACAUAGCAGGAUACAUAAAGCAGCAGCAUGGAGGUCAUCCAAGGCUUUAUCCAGCACUGUUCCCUUGAUGUCUGAACCACGUGAGAAGGUGGUUUGAUUUUUGGGGGGGAGGGGUUUGCAAAAAAUCUAUCUCCAGUUAAAUGUUCCUCUUUUCAAUUCUAGGUUUGAAUUGUGUUUUAGCUAACCUUGUAGACUGCGGAAUACUUAUAAAGGAGGAAGAAAGUAUACUUCCUAAUUCUCUGCAUAUAUUGUUUUUGCAAACCUGUAGUUGCUUACCUUUCUUUCCCAUUUCUUCUGAUUUAUUUAUGAUUUUGAGCAGACAAAAACAGGUACAUCUACCCCCUUAUUUUAGGAUUUGAAAGCUCAUCCUCAGCUGCCCCGAGGCACAUGAGCCACUCUACUCCAACUACAUGACCUUGCUGCAGCAGUGGACAGGAAGUGCAGAAGGUGAGAGAAACUGGGAACAGCCUGAUUCCUAAGUGAACAGGAACAUCAAACUAAGUCUUUCUAUGAAUCAUGCCCACUACCUGUCUAUGGGCAGUGUAGAUGGAAAAUGAGGUGGAGUAGAGUUAGUGUUGGGCCCUGCUGUGCUUGGGCUGUGCAUGCACUGUGAGGGAUGUGUGAGGGAGUGGCCAGGUAGGGUGAAGUUUACCUUGAUACUCAGCAGUUUCCCAGGGAGAGUUAACUUGGUGCCAGGGGUAGAGCUAGAAGUUUGUAAUGUAGGCUAAGGCUAAGGAGUAGGCUCACGUAGCAGUACAGACAUACUCACAGACAUGCAUAAAUACUGAGGAAACGUAAGCCACAUACCCCUAUUAUUCUAUACUGGAAACUAUGAUCCAUUUUUAAAACUUAGAGGUAUUUGCUGUGUGAGAAAGAUGUGCAGAUUCUUAAGACUCUGCAACAGUAAUGCAAACCCCAGCAUUUAAAAAUUAUGGUCCAACUCCUAGUGAUGUAAAUUGGCACAGGUCCAUUAAUUCUGUGGAGUUUGUCAUUGACAAAAGUAAAGGAUUUUGUUCUAAAUAUGGAGAAUCACAUUCAAUUCAGUUAAUGUUGCACUGUUUUAUAGGAAACGGGAAAGCCCAGUUAAUAGGUUGUGUCUUUUAUUGAUCAAUGAGUGAUAUUAACCUGUCAUGGAAAAUAGCUCUUCCUUAAUAAACUUUCAAAAUUAAAAUCAAAUUGAAUCUGCACUGAAGAUAUGGCAAUACUGUAGUGUAAAGACUGAAAAACUUAAGGGAUUGAGAUAUAGAGGCUUUCAGUUCCAGAUAACUGAUUCAUAUUUCACUUGGGAAGCUGAAAGUUUUCAGUCUGAUGCAGUGAUUCCCAACCUUUUCACACUCCAAGGGUCACCCUGUCAGACUAAAUGUACCCCUGAGAAAAUGCCAGUUCUUUGUUUCACUCAUUUUUUGACUACAGAAAAAUACUAGAGCAAUUCUUCUGUUGCAAAGAAUUCAGGCAGACCAGAGCAGGUUCCAGAAUGGGUUUGACAGUAUGGAUUCUUAUGUGAAAUCUGAGUUUACCCUGUGUACACACUUAACAGUGCUAAUACUGCAUGGCACCCCACAGCAUCCUUAAAAAGAUGGUACCCCAGGGCUCCAGGGAACCCUGGUUGAGAAUCACUGAUCUAUUGGGAUGAUACUACAAAUUGCACUCAUUAUCUGAGUCCAUUUUUCUGUGGACCAUACAGUCAAAAUCUACACAAUUACGAAUAAUAAGUAUCAUUAUUGACAGGGACUGAAAAGGUGUGGAAUUAACUUUUCUUCCAUAUAUAAUUGCUGUUAGGUAACAUUGCUGACAUACUGAAGCCUUACUGGAGACUCUCAUGCUGCCAUUCUGAUGGUACCAGUUCUCAUGCUGCCUAUUCACUGUCACCCACAACAUACUUUAUUCUUUAGUUGAUUAUAUCGAGGAAGCCUGUAAUGUGAAAUAAUGUUCCAAAAUGGGGUUAGUAUGUUAAUCAUGAGACAUUAUGUUUAACACUCGUGCAUUUUUUAAAAGUUCUUUUCCAGUAUUUUCUGUCUUGCCAUUUUAUCGACAUUUUGAUAUGAAUUCAUUGUUUGUAAUAGAACAUAUUUUUCACUUAUAGAUGCUCACGUGUUCUAUAGUAAGCUUCUGAUUGUUUCUGAUCAAAGAAGAGCCUCUUGUCAUAUCAGUAAAAGCCAACAAAUGGAAUGCUUUUAAGCUUGAUACAAAUCGCAUCUGUUUCUGGGAAAUUCUGCUCCUUUUUAAAACUCAAAUACAGUAAGUAGUUUGUGCCCAGUUGAUUCCUGGUCAGAAAUUUAAGUGAAGCACUAAUUGCACAUUGCUCAUCAAUGCCUGGAUUCUACGAGUGUCUUGUGUAUGGAGCGCUCAGUGAAACCAAAGAGCUUGCAGAAUCAUGCCCUAAUGACACAUUUGAAAAUGACAUUCAAUCCUGUUGUGGUGGCCAGACUAUUCAGUGAAGCCUUCCUGCUUCUGUUUUAUUGCUCACUACUAGAACAUUCCUAGAUGCUAUAUUCAGAGCCACUGUAUUGGAUCCUUGAUCUGGAGGGACUAUUUGGUUACAUUAAGAGGAAAAUAUAGCUAUAGCAUUCUGUUGAAGAAAUAUUUGUUCCACCCCAAUGGAAGAACCAACUUUAUUUGUCAGACGUUUUUCACUUCCUUUCAAAGCUAGUUACAGACAUUAAUUUCAGUUUGCCAUUAGAACCUUUCCAUGGCUGCUUAGCUGCUAAGCUCCAAAAAAAAUUGUUGUUUUAAAUUAUGAAUGCCCCAACUGGAUUUGACUGUCUUGGAGAUUUAUCCCAAGUUCAAGGAAAUUAAGAAUGUAAAAGAAAGCAGCCUUAAAAUUAAUUUUCUUGAACAUGGGGGAAAAGCUUGGCAGUAUGCCUAGAAAGCCUGUGAGCCAAGCAGCAUUGACUAAAUAGAAAUUAUUCUUCCUUAUUUCAGCAAUAAUUUUAUUCAAGUGGGACCUGAACGUGAGAAACAGGUAAACUUCAGUUUCAAGGAUAUUCUUUUAAACAAUGACCUAGGGCCUGGGGCAAUUUACUUUAUAGGCUUAGAAAUAAUAACGUUAGCUCUACUUUUGCAAGAUCCGGGGAAUAUAAAAACUAACCAGUACAGUGUUACCUCUGGGAUCAAUUGCUAGAGAUCGUGGAGUUAAUAAAAACAAAAGGCAUGCAAAAUAUCCCUGAAUGGCCUUUUUUUAAGAGUGAUUAGGCUCUGAGGAUGUUCCUUAGUUUUAACCAUUGUGUGAUUUUACCAGAAUAACAUGAUUUUGAGUUUCAUUGUUAUAUUAGUAUUUCCAGUACAAAUGAAACCUCUGAGCAAUUUUUUACAAGUAGUUUAAUACAUACAUUUUGAUGACUUGGUCCUCUUUAUUGUUAAUCAGGUUCUAAAGAUAAAAGGAUAUGGUCUUUAUUCCCCUUCCAGUUUUCCCAAUUUUACAGUGUUGCAGGUUCACUGAUUUCAGUGGAAUUACUUCUGUUUCUUUCAUUAAACAAAUAUAAACUGAAACAAAACUUGGUUAUCUGAUCUUCAAACACUGGUGUAUGCUUGCAUUAACUUCAUGACAUGACAAAGUAUUUAAGAUGAGAACUUAGCCUGGAAGCUAUAAAAAAUAUUUCAUAGUUCAAAUGAGAUUCAUAAAACAUUUCAACCUAAGAACUUUUGAUGCAUUUAUAAUUAUCCCUAACUUGUCUAUUUAAUAUGCUGCUGUUUUAUAUUUCAUCUGUUGUCAUGGUGCUUGGUGUCCGAGUUGGUAGCCUUAACUCUACAGUUUAGCAGAGCUGCGAUAUUGUUUGUUUUAGAAGCUUUGUGCUUUGUUGAGAACUAAAACCCAUAUGUAAACAACUUAAAAAUAAUUUCCCCCCUAGAAUCAUUGUGUUUGUGCACCUUGUAAAAAAUUGUAAUGUCACGCAUACACCCCCCCCCCACACACAUUAAAAAAUAUUAAGGUUGCAAAGUCAAGCAUUCAAAAGUUAGAAGACACCAAAAUUAAAGUUGAUUUCUAUAUAAAUUCAGCCUACUCAAGUGUGUGCAUUAUGAUACAGAUUGUAUAUUGAUGAUCACAUACUCUUUGUACAGGACACCACCCUCAAGCAAGGAAAGAGAAGGUAUGGUGUUUGCUUACUAAGCAGUCAUUUAGUGUGUAUUUUCUCUUCUGUGUACUUACCAGUGCCUUAUCUGAAUGCUUCAUAAAUAUUAAUGCAUUUAUUUUCACGGCAUAGUGAGGAGUGUAUUAUGCUUAUUUUACAGUUGAGGAACCUAGGCGCAAAGAAAUGAAGAGCAAAAGUAUCUACUAAUUUGGGGAAUCAAUUCAAGAUACACAGGACCUGAUUUCUGGAGUACUUGGUAAUAUAGCAUAAAGCUCCUACUGACUUCAGCAGAAGUUCUAGUUGUUUAGUACAGCUUCAAAUCAGACCCCAAGGUCUGAAGUCAGGCACCCAGAAAAUGAAGAGUACACAAUAAGUGACCAACCGUAAAUAGUUUAAGUGACUUCACUAGUAUCACAUAGGAACUCUGUGGCAGAGGCAGUGGUAGAAUGCAAAUCUCCAAGGCAGCAUUCAACUGCCUAAGUUCUGGGACCAGAUAAACUUCUGAAAUGAGUAGGGGUCAUCUAGACAAUACAUCUUUUGUCCCAAGAGCAGUUCUGUCCUGUGCACUGAGUGAAGCAGAGGCUUUCUGGGCAAAAAACAAGAUGUGAUCCAAGAAUUAAAGCUGUUGUAGAAGAGAUUAUUAUGUGCACAAGGAAGCCAAGCUAAAGUUGCACAUGAAAACUAUUGUGUUUUUCCUAACUUUGGAGUGACUGACUUUGCUACCUUAGCAGUGUUCUUUUAGCAUAGAUUGUGUGUGAGGUUUCCUAGGUUUUUAAAAAAGCAGACUGAUCCCCUCUCUCAAAGUGAUAUCAUUUGGCACCUUUUUGACACUGACAUAGGCCAUCAGCAAGGUUGGCACCUUUAUAUUUACUGUACAGACUCCUGCCACUUAGUGCGUGGGUGUGAUCUGCCCCACACAGCAUAUCAGGUCCACCACCCUGGCCCUGCAUGCACUAGAUUGGGCCUAUUCCCUGCCCUGGCUCUGCAUACUGGUCCUAUAUGACACAGGAGCAACAUCAUCUGGCUGCAAAAUUUGUUAGAGUGGGAGUGGCAGCAGCAUUAAUUGCCACCGCUCCUCCGCCGCCAAAUUUCCUGACCUGGUGGGAGCCCUUCCGGCUGAAUUGGCCCACCCACCAGAGACCGAACACUACUGCUCUACAUGGAUCAGCAGUAGAGGUGGAUGGGAAGUUUUCCAAGUGGGUCUCAGAGAUGUGUUGACAACAGAAGAAAGAAGACUUGGAUUCUAGGCUUCUGUGGAAGACUUGAAGGAAGUGUGUUCAAGAGGGCACAGCUUUUUCUACCCAUGCGGCCCCCAGCAGACUCCCUGUGCCCUGUUCCUUCAAAACUGUCUCUGUUUCAGGCCCUUUCCUUCCCCAUAUCUGGUACCUCAUUCCAGUCCCGCUCUCUUGACCUAGCUACAGUUUCUGUUCCUCUGCUCUACUCUUGUCCUGCUGGACUCUGCAUCCUAGUUUCCGUCCCAGAUUCGUGUCCUUGGUUCCUCCCCUCCCCUACUCCUCAUCCCGUCGGUCUCUGUCCCUGUAGUAGUUUCCAGUUUCUCACCAUAUUCCCAGUUCUUUUUGGCUCCAGGUGUCAAUGUAAUGAGCCAAGGUCCAGCUGGGGUAGAUACAGUCCCAGGCCCCAGCUUUAAGAAAUCAGGGAAUCAGGCUGAGUCCUCCAUUAGGAAGAGGCACCUGCCCACACUGGCUAUAUACGCUCAUGUCAAACAGUAGCAGGCUGUUUGGGCAAUAGACAACUGUGUUGUUCCUCUGGCCUGCUUGAAAUUCCUAAACAUGACUUCAGAGGUUCAGAGCAUGCUCUGCAUGCUUUUGGACCCCUCCUUCCUGUUUCUACUUGCUCCUUUUCCUGUGUUGGACUUCUCAGCCUGGAUCAGCUGCUUUCCCUCACCACCACCUUGUCUCAACCCUCAUCUUGCUGUCCUGAACCAGGACUGAGACCUGGCUUUGAUUUCAGCUUCCACUUCAAUAAACCCCUGAUCUAGCACGAUCCACUCAGACUGACUUCCUAUGCCCUGCUCAACUUUACACUCAGUUUCUUUCCCUAGACUCCUUGUAUAAUCCUAGCGUCCUCUCCACUGCCUUACUGUUACAGUGACCUUGCCUAGCCAAACCCCAUUCUCCCCUCACAUCCCAGUUCCUCAUCGGUCUGCUUCCCCUCUCCUCUUUCUCUUCCUCUACGCCACUGGUUCUUAGCCCCAGUGUCCUGCCCACCCAGUCCAAUUCUUCCUCCCUACUCUCAGCUCUUCACCCAGUUUCAGUUUCUGUAGUGUGAGAAAGCUCCAGCAAGGGUUGUAAUGUGGCUCUGCUAGAGGGCAGCCUUUAUUAUUUUCUCCUUUAUGUUACUCUCUCUUCCUCUCCAGUGAGUGUAGAGGACUAGGUAUCUAUUACUCCAGAAUUCCCCCCCGCUCCUCUCCCCACACCACUCUCUGUCUUACUUCCCUUCUUGACCCUUAGUCCCAGUAUCUAUGACUAAUCAGUUCCUUUCCUCUUCUUCCUCCCAGUUUUUCUCCUUACCUGUUGUUCUCCAGUCCCAGGUUCUGUCAUCCUUAAGCUCCUUGGGCCAAUCUAAUCUCCUCCUUCCUGCAACUCCAGCUCCAGUUUUGCAUUUCAGUUAGAGACCUUCCUCCUCCACACUAUCUGGCAUCAGUAAAGGAAUCACUGAGAAGAAAGGAGAAAUGGACUCCCUGCUCUAGGUUCAGGUGCCUGGACCUGAUAUGAACUGCAUCACUCCUGAACUACAAUUGCUACACAGGACUGGUGUGGAGCAUGCUCCAUGUGUAUGCAAUCUUUUGGUUGAAAUUUUUGUAAAGCUAGCUUGAGGUAUAAACAGAGCAAUUUCAGCCCAAGCAGUGAAAGUCUGACAAAGCUGUAAGAAACCAAAAACAGGUUCUGCUAAAGCUAAGUGUUUGGGCUACCUUCUUGUUAGAUGGUACUACUAGGCCCACCUAUAAUAUAUGUGGAGGUCAGGGUUAUAUUAUUGUAUUGUAUACUUACAGCUUCAGUUGAUUAUGGUGAAAUUGUUCAAGUACAUUUUUAAUGUUUCUCCAUCAGACUUUGUGUAAUUUAAGGUCUAACCUUCAGUUUGCCUAUAUUAAUGUUACAGCCUGGGGUAAGUCUUCCUUGGGGGCAAUUACUAGCUUGCUCUGUUAGAUUUAACCUUUGGAUUUAGAUGAUUUGGUCUGGCAAACACUUAGGCAUUGGAUCUUGCUGUGGCCUCUUAAGACUCCUGAGGUGAGACUCCUUUGUCCUUGGAAACUUCUGUAUGAGAUAUGGGACCCAGUGCUAAAAUCCCUGAAGUCUUCCCAGUAGCAGGUCCACCACCCUGGGGACCCAUAUGUAUUAUUUAGGUACCUUGUAACACUUCAAAUAAGGAACACACAAGCUUUAUAUGCAGACUUUAAAAACUUACACAUGCUUAACUUAUGGUUGGGAAAAAGACUUGCUAAUUUAUAUAAAAUAAGAAAUACCCAAAAUGCAUUUAGAACUCAGAGUUCUUGCCACUCCUUUUAUAGAGGUCUAGCCCAUGACUUUCUGGAUGGGAGAGAGGGACAGGUCCUCUCAUGUCCCAUUUCUCUCUGCAGAGUCUUACUGUCUCACUCCCUACUAGAAAACAUGUCAUUUUAAAUCCAAGAUUAUAUAAUCUUUUCCAGAGAUGUUCAAUCUCCAGUCCCCUGGGUUGUAUUGUUGGCAGAGAGUUGUUAAAAGUCAGUGAGUCUACUGCCCCAAUGGGAUUAGACUAUUAAAGGUUGAUGACCUUGUUUUUCAGAUUCAGUCUGUUCUGUCCCAUUAUACAUACAUAUCCCCCAAGCUGUUGCUAGUACUAACUAAUGAUAGUGCUACUGGCAAUGCUAGACAGAUUCUGAAUAGAGUUGCGAGGGAAUACUGUCAUUAAAAGGAAUGUCUACUAACAUUUAAUAUAGUCUAUUGGGACGCAUGCCAGCUUUGUGCAUCCAGAAAGACUAGGCUACUGUGCAAUACAAUGAGAUGCAAAAGAAUGUAUCAGUAGCAUAAAAUGCUGUUGCUGACACAGUACAACCAGAUUUUCAGUUCUGAGUCCCAGCUGGGGAACUAAGUGAAAUUUCUAGGUUGUAAAUAUUCCUCAGAAACCCCUAGGUCCUAUUGUUCUUCAAGAAAUGGUUGAUGAUUGCUGAGCACUUUUUAGUAUCAUGAGUACUUCAUUUCACUUCUUGCAAAGCUUGGGACAGGUCUUGAGCUGAAGUCUAGCUCAGUUAAUGCAGCCUAAAAUGAUUGUUUCCCGAUGUAAUAGGAAAGGCAGGGUCUUUGCAACUCCAAGGCAGUCUUCCUAACUUCAAAUGAGACUGUGGUGCCUCAUAUUUAUGAGCAAUAGCUUUCAGAGUCCUAAAAUAUGCAUGGCUAUAAACCACCUCAUGUGGAUUCCUGACCCAUGCCUAUUCUGUGAAAAAUAGCCAUGGGAUUUGGAAGGGCCAAACUGCUGCAGUGGCCAACAAGACAUCCAUAUAUUUCAAUCUACUGGAGUCAUUAGCUGAGUUCUGUGUCCUAAAUGUGGCCUAGCUGAGUAUUUCAACUAGGGCCCAUAAGGCAUCAAGGGGACACUUGUACUGAUUUCAGUGGGCUUUAAAUCUGGUUGUUGGUGUAGCUCCACAGCUAUUUUUAGGCUGGUUAAUUGUAAUAAUUUCAAAUAAUUAGGUCUGUUGAGAAAUGCUGAUACACCAGGUGUUCACAAGUUCUAAUUAGUCCCUAAGUAUCUACACAAUCUCAGCAAGUUUACUGCAUCUGUUACAUUUUAACUUCCAUGUAUUCCUUUUGUAUUAAAGACAAGGAAAGAAAUUUGCUUAAAUUUUGUACCCAGGGGAAUGAAUACAUUGGACUGUAUAUGAUCAUCAUCUUCUGGAAUUUAAUUUGUAUUCUUGUACAAGUGAUUUAUUAUUUUGGAAAUUUGUAAUAUGAAAAUAGAUACUGGGCUAAUUUUGCCACCCCAAAAAACUGUUGUCAAAUUAUAUACUACACAGUAGUGUUUCACAAGGAAUCAUUGUUUAUAGAAUCAACAAUUGAUAACAAUAACUAAUUUUAACUGAUACAUUUGUUUGUAGUAAUUAAUUUGUCCUAGUGGACUGAUAAUAUUUUAUUUGUCAGCAACAUCUGUUUGUAAUGUAGUUCAAUAAAGGGGGGUUGUGUUCUUUCCAAUUACGUUAAGGGAAUCAGUUUUGCAUUAUAACCUGAAAAAUAUAACAAAUAUGUCUUUAAGUGCAAAUGCUUUUAAAAAAUGAUUUUUCAUUUGUCAGUUACUUUUAACAAACUUGGGGGAAGCAAAAAAAGAAGGCUGAAUGUUACUUGCACAUAAUACAUUUCACAAAGAUAUAUUUCUAAAUCACACCUCUGCAAAAAAUUGAAUUACUUUUUCUUUUUUUCUUUUUUCUUUUUUUUUUACCUGUAGGUAGCAUGUAUUGAUGUAUUGUUAUUUGUCAGGAAAUGACAUUCCUGAAAAGUUGAUUUCAUCUUGUGAAAUCCACCACUAGAGGAUGUGAUCCUUAACCUUUAAUGUAUCCCUGUUGUACAUUUAAUCUCUGCAAUUAAAAAUUAAAGUUGCUUUAAUACA
Alligator mississippiensis (American alligator) is the source of this 15309-nucleotide messenger RNA. It is a transcript of the gene RGS12, whose product is annotated as regulator of G protein signaling 12. NCBI's taxonomy places the organism in Eukaryota, Metazoa, Chordata, Crocodylia, Alligatoridae. The coding region runs from base 410 to 4933 and encodes 1507 amino acids. The transcript has 19 exons. Gene Ontology annotation, biological process: signal transduction. The record is from RefSeq and is a predicted model, not a curated record. Gene Ontology annotation, molecular function: GTPase activator activity; protein binding.